This is a messenger RNA of Ogataea haglerorum, 1845 nucleotides long. RefSeq lists its product as uncharacterized. The record is from RefSeq and is a predicted model, not a curated record. Gene Ontology annotation, biological process: regulation of GTPase activity; signal transduction. Bases 1 to 1845 code for a protein of 614 amino acids. NCBI's taxonomy places the organism in Eukaryota, Fungi, Ascomycota, Pichiomycetes, Pichiales, Pichiaceae. The transcript has a single exon. Gene Ontology annotation, cellular component: cytoplasm.
AUGACAACAAACACCGACGUUCCGUCUCCUUUGCAAGAGCCGGCAAUUGCCGAGAUUCUUGCCUCUGACUCUGCUUUGGACCUACUUUUGGCAAGACUCAAACAUUCUGUCAAGGCCUGCGACGAGUUUGCCAACUAUCUGAAACGGAAACAGAAUUACGAAGAAAAUUAUGCUCGGGACGUUAAGCGGGCAGUCACAAGCUGCAAGUCGUCCAUAAAAUCCAACACAUCCAUCUCCAAAGGCUCAUUUGUUGAGUCUCUGGACAAAAUCAUAUCAUUUGACGACAGAAUACUUGUGGACGUGCGGUCCCCCUACUCCAAGGCUUUGGAGAAAAUGCAGGAUGAACUGACUUCUGUGUCUGCGACGUUCGUGCGGCUGCGGAAACAACUAAAGGAAGAGGGUCACAAGCGCGAAAAGGAGGUCCAGGAUGCCAUAAACCAGGCGGAAAAGUCCAAAAAUAGGUACUAUUCGCUCUGUAACGACUUGGAAAGGCUGAGACAGUCGGACCAAUCCCAGAAAAAAAUCACGCUCCAAGGCCGAAAAACAGGCUCCCAGCAGGAGGAGGAGCUGGUGCGAAAAAUCAACGCUGCCGACCAGGACUAUAAUGCCAAGGCCAACGCGUCCCAGAAAUUGAAGAACGAGCUGGUGAACACACAUAGACCUAGAAUUUCCAAAAAGCUCCAGGACCUCAUUCUGGAGCUGGACACGGCUCUGCAAUUGCAGUUGCAGAAAUAUGCUGCUUAUAACGAAUCUUUUGUUGUCGGGCUGGGAAACCAGGUGGCUCCAUUGGGAGCCAAUCACUCUUCGAUGGCAACGGUCGCUGCUUCGGUCAACCCGGAGCAAAAUCUUUACAACUAUCUGAAAGGUUCAAGAGUCGAGAAAAAACACUAUUUCGUGCCUGUCGAGUACAAAAAACAUCCCCUAUUCAAGUCGGAGCCUCCUGCUCAAUUCCGUGUCCCAGCAACGCCGUCUGUGUCUAAUAAUGUUUCUAAACUAGAUCCACCCUUGGCAACUACAAAUAAUUCUGUCAGUCAGCCUGUUGGGUCUCCGUCCUUCAUGCCCGUUCCUGAACCGCCAAUUUCUUCCCCAGUGAACUACUCGACGCUGGAUCCGACGCGCUCUCCAGCAUUGUCUGUCUCGCCAAGUCCUGCAGGCCUGGCAGGCCCGCGUCCUAUCAGCACAGAAAUGCGAAAUAACUCCUCGUCCAUUACAAAUCCAACCACUCCUGCCUAUUCGGGACUGCUAUUUGGACAGCCUAUCGAAAGCCUGCCUCACGACGAGGAGAUGGUUCCGUUGUUUGUCAAGAAGUGUAUUAACCUAAUUGAGACCUACGGCUCUAACUCUGAAGGUAUCUAUAGAUCCAGUCCGAACAAGCUGAAGCUGGAGGAAAUCAAAUAUGCCAUCGACCAGGAUCCUUCAGAUUUGAGUAUCUUGGACCCCCCAGAUCCUUCCAACGUGUCUGACGAUUACGUCUACAUGAUAGCGUCGCUUCUCAAAGUGUUUUUUGCAGAACUUCCCGAUCCGUUGUUGACGAAGGAGCAAAGCGGCAACUUUUUCAAGGCCGGCCAGAUUGAGGACGCUGCGACGAUGCACAUCCAGCUCCAUCGGAUUGUUUUCGAGCUUCCGGACGCUAAUUACUUCACCCUUCGCGACUUGCUCUUCCAUUUCAUCCACCUCAGCCAAAUUCCAAGAGUGCGCAUGAGCGUGAAAAAUUUGAGUAUAGUCUGGUUCAACAACCUGCUAGUGAACGAAUACACCACUCGUGACGAGCUGGCUGUGCAACAGCGGGUCGUUGAAGAGCUUAUAAAUGCUGCUCCCGAGAUUUUCAAUCCUAAGGAAGAUUGA